Neltuma alba is the source of this 1620-nucleotide messenger RNA. RefSeq names its product transcription factor bHLH111-like. Gene Ontology annotation, biological process: regulation of transcription by RNA polymerase II. NCBI's taxonomy places the organism in Eukaryota, Viridiplantae, Streptophyta, Magnoliopsida, Fabales, Fabaceae. Bases 58 to 1455 code for a protein of 465 amino acids. The record is from RefSeq and is a predicted model, not a curated record. The transcript has 7 exons. Gene Ontology annotation, molecular function: protein dimerization activity; DNA-binding transcription factor activity, RNA polymerase II-specific; RNA polymerase II cis-regulatory region sequence-specific DNA binding. Gene Ontology annotation, cellular component: nucleus.
CAUUAAUAUUCCAUCACUAUAAGGAUCAGAGAAUAAGAAAAAGAAAGAGAAAGAAACAUGGGUGAUGAAGAAAGUGGUGGGAAUUCUGUAGCAACCUCUUCUGCAACUCCAUUAAUAAACUGGUGGGAUCUUCAUGCAAAUUCACUUUCUUCCUGGAACACUCAUCAUCAUCAACCUUCUGCAAAACCUCAUUCCAAUUCCUCCUCCUGUUGUGAAGAUCAAGACAUCUCAGUCUCCACAUCUUUCGCCGUCGACGAAUCCCCUCAUCGCCGCCUCGUCGACCUUUCUGCGCCUUCGCCUGACAAUAAUCACCUCUGGACUCACGUCUUAUUAGGUGUUGGAAGCAACGAGGAGCUGCAAAAUAGUGAAGCUGGAGGGGAGAACUUGAUGGAUGCAGUGUCAUGUAAAAGCAUGAUGUACGAACCAGCCUGCAACUACUUGAAGAAACUUGAUACCACUUGGGAAUACAACCAUACUAAUAACAGCGAUUCUUCAUCUGCUUCUUUUGAUCAUCAGAAACAAUUCAAUGGUUUCAACGAGGCCGUGCUUGAUCAGAGUGAAAGAUUGAGCAAGCUGGUUACCACUUGGUCCAUUGCACCACCAGACCGACAAGUUCAUAAUCAUAAUCAUAAUCAUAAUAAUUCUACCCACUUUGAUCCUCAUCAAACACACAACAAUAAUGAUUUGAAUUCUUCGAUGGAUCAUUCUGGGGUUUUUUCUUCAUACGGUGCUCUUGACAUGAAGGUUAAGCAAGAACAUCAUCAUCAUGCGAUCGGAUAUCAGAACAACGGAUUUAACAGUCAGUAUGGGAUGCCGGCCAGUUUGUCUUCAUCGUGUUCAAGAAAUUUGACAGAUGUUAUAUCUUUUACGGGAAGGAUAGGCCGGCCGAUUAUCGGAAUUCAUGCACUGAAACCCAGUUUCAGACCACCUUCGAUGAAUACUGUAUCUGACUCCAAGAAACACACUUUUCAGACAUCACUGCCGACAAGGACAAACAAUGGAAGAGGACAAGGGAGCUCCACUGAGGUAAAGAAGAAAAGAACAGAUGACUCAUCAUCAGAAGCAAUCUCGAAGAAGCCAAAGCAAGAGACAUCUACGGCAUCUUCUGCAAAGAUGCAAGCACCAAAAGUCAAGCUAGGCGACAGGAUUACAACCCUUCAGCAAAUUGUGUCGCCAUUUGGAAAGACGGACACUGCAUCAGUGCUUUUUGAAGCAAUUGGGUACAUAAAGUUUUUACAAGAACAAGUGCAGGUGCUACUGAGCAACUCUUACACGAAGACUAACUCGCAUCACAAGGAAACAUGGGGAAGCAUGGAGAGGAAAUUAGAAGAGAAGGGAGACCUGAAGAGCAGAGGGCUUUGUCUGGUUCCAAUUUCAUGGACUCCUCAGGCUUACAGAGACAGCACUGCCCCUGACUACUGGACUCCUGCUUAUCGAGGCUGCUUGUUUAGGUAGCUUAGCUUCCUUAUUUAUUAAUAUAUAUAUAAAUAUAUAUAUAUAUAUAUAUAUAUAUCCCAGACUGUGUUCGUUUCAAUAAUUCAUAUCUAUUGUAAUAUAUGAACUUCUCUUUUUAGUCAAUAAAAUAUCUAUAUAUGUUCUUGCUUAUUAUGACCAUCAACA